AUGAGACAAAAUAAAAGGCCAUGGCCUUUUAAUAUGGAUUUUACAGAAUUGCCUCUGAGGUGGCCUUCUAUUUAGGGUGCCCUUCUAAUAUAGGGUGGCCUUCUAUUUUGGGGGGGGGUUUAUCACCAAACCAUCCAUCACUAGCAAAUAUAUAUAUAAAUAUUGGCUUAGUUUACAAAGACAAAGGACAGUACGAUGACGCAUUGUUAUAUUACUUAAAAGGACUAGAAAUUCAACUCAAAUCAUUACCACCACUUCAUCCAUCAUUGGCAACUGCAUAUGAUAGUAUUGGACUCGUCUACUUUUAUAAAGGUGAAUACGAUAAUGCCUUACAAUACUAUGAAAAAGGAACUGAAAUUCAACUGAAAUCUUUACCACCAUUUCAUCCAUCAUUAGCAAUCAUCUAUAAUAAUACUGGAUUACUUUACGCAAUUAAAGGGGAACAUGACAAAGCAUUAGAAUACUAUAAAAAAGCAACAGAAAUUCAACUAAGGUCUUUACCACCUAAUCAUCCAUCAUUAGCAACUACAUAUGUUAACAUUGGAUUAGUUUACACUCAUAAAGCAAAAUAUGAGCAAGCCCUAGAAUAUUUUGAAAAAGGACUAGAGAUUCAAAUGAAGGCGUUACCAACAUCGCAUCCAUCAUUCGCAUGUACAUAUAAUAAUAUUGGAAUAGUUUAUAACGAUAAAGGUGAAUACGUUAAAGCAUUAGAAUAUUUCGAAAAAGAACUGAAAACUGAGCUGAACUCAUUACCAAAAUUGCAUCCAUCAAUAGCAACUACGUAUACUAACAUUGGAUCAAUUUACAAUCAAAACGGUCAUUACGAUAAAGCAUUAGAAUACUGUAAAAAAGGACUAGAAAUUCAACUGAAAUCAUUAUCAUCACAUCAUCCAUCAUUAGCAACCACCUAUGGCAAUAUGGGCCUAAUUCACAGUCACAGAGGUGAAUACGAUAAGACUUUAGAAUAUUAUGAAAAAGAACUGGAAAUUCAACUAACAACACUAAAAGGAAAUCAUCCGUCAUUAGCAAAUACAUAUAAUAACAUUGGCUCAGUUUAUUACGACAAAGCUGAAUACGAUAAGGCACUAGAAUAUUACAAAAAAGGACUGGAGAUAGAAGAGAAGUCGUUACCAUCAGAUCACCCAUCAUUAGCAACCACGUAUAACAAUAUUGCAUUAACUUACAAUCACAAAGCUAAGUACAGUAAAGCAUUAGAAUAUUCUCAGAAAGGCCUUAGUAUUGAGUUGAAGUCGUUACCAUCGCAUCAUCCGUCAUUAGCAAUUACGUAUGCUACUAUUGGAUCAAUUUAUAGUGAAAUAGGUGAAUACAACAAAGCAUUGGAAUGUAGCGAAAAAGGACUAGAAAUUCAAUUGAAGUCAUUAUCACCGGACCAUCCAACCCUAGGAACUAUAUAUUGUAAUAUGGGAACCCUAUACCAUAAACAAGGUGAGUAUGAUCAUGCGUUAGAAUAUGAAAAAAAGGGACAAGAAAUUCUAUUAAAGUCAUUAUCAGAACUUCAUCCAUCGUUCGCAACGACCUGCAUUAAUAUUGGAUUAAUUUACAAAGACAAAGGUGAAUAUGACAAAGCAUUAGAAUAUACUGAGAAAGGACUGAAUAUUCAGUUGAAGUCACUAACAAUAAGCCAUCUAUCGCUGGCAACCGCAUAUGUAGCUGUUGGGUCAGUCUAUAAUGCGAAAGCAGAAUAUAAUAAUGCAUUAGAAUAUUAUAAAAAAGCAGAGGAAAUACAAUUAAAGCUGUUGGGAUCAAACCAUCAAUCCUUAGCAAAUACUUAUAAUAACAUUGGAUUACUUUACAAUGGCAAAGGUGAGUACCAUAAGGCAUUACAAUAUUAUGAAAAAGGACUGGAAAUUGAGCAGAAGUUGCUACCAUCGCAUCAUCCAUCAUUGGCAACUACAUAUUGUAAUAUUGGGCUGGUUUGUUACGGAGAUGGUGAAUAUGACAAGGCGCUAGAACACUAUGAAAAAGGACUAGAAGUUUUUUUAAAUUCACUUUCUCCGUUACAUCCGUCAUUGGCAACCACAUAUAUUAAUAUAGGAUCAGUUUACAAAGAAAAAGGUGAAUACCAUAAGGCAUUACAAUAUUAUGAAAAAGGACUGUUUAUUCAACUAAAGUCGUUAUCAUCACAUCAUCCAUCAUUAGGAACUACAUAUAGUCAUAUCGGAUUAGUGUAUAAUCACAGAGCUGAAUACAAUAAAGCACUACAAUAUUGCGAGAAAGGAGUAGAAAUUCUGUUGCAAUCGUUACACCCAGAUCAUUCAUCACUAGGUGCUGUGUAUGGUAAUAUUGGAUUAGUUCACAAUGCUAGAGGUGAAUAUGAUAAGGCACUGGAAUAUUAUGAAAAAAGUGUGAAAAUUUUCCUGAAAUCAUUACCAUCACACUAUACAACGUUAGGGGCAGCAUACAAUAGUAUUGGCUUAGUGCAUAAGAACAAGGGUGAAUACGAUAAAGCGUUGGAGUGGUAUGAAAAAGGUCUCGGAAUUCUAGUACAAUCGUUACCAUCACUUCAUCCAACGUUAGCAACUGCAUACAAUGAUAUUGGAUCUGUUUACAAUAGUAAAGGUGAAUACGAUAAGGCACUGGAAUAUUUUGAAAGAGGUUUGGAAAUUGAACUGAAAUCCUUGCGAUCAAACCACUCAUCGUUAGCGACUUUAUAUGGUAAUAUUGGAUCAGUUUACACUGAAAAAGGUGAAUAUAACAUAGCAUUCGAAUUUUAUGAAAAAGGACGCGAAAUUGAACUGAAGUUGUUAGGACCAUUGCAUCCGUCAUUAGGAACUACCUAUGCUAACAUGGGAGUACUUUGUAAAGAAAAAGGUGACUACGAUGAAUCAGUGAAAUAUUUUGAAAAAGGAUUGACAAUUUUUUUGAAUUCGUUGCCACCAGAUCAUCCAUCGUUGGGAGUUAUAUAUACUAACAUUGGAUUAGUUUACGAACACAAAGGUGAAUACGAUAAGGCAUUAGAGUAUUUUGAAAAAGGUGUGGAUAUUAAGGUGAAGACGUUACCACCACAUCAUGCAUCAUUAGGUAAUACAUAUAAAAAUAUUGCAUUAAUCUACCUAAAGAAAGACGAAUACGAUAAAGGAUUAGAGUUUUUUGAAAAGGAAUUGAAUAUUGAAAUGAACUCGUUGCCACGAUAUCAUCCAACUUUAGCCACUACAUAUAGCAAUAUUGGAUCAAUUUACAAAGAGAAAGGUGAAUAUGAUAAAGCAUUAGAAUAUUUUGAAAGAGAACUAGAAGUUGAACUUAUGUCGUUACCAUCAAACCAUCCGUCAUUGGUAACUACGUAUGCUAAUAUUGGUUCAAUGUACAGCGAAAAAGACGACGAUAUUAAAGCGUUAGAAUGUUAUACAAAAGGACUUGAAGUUGAAUUGAAAUUGCCGGAACCACUUUGUCCAUCAUUAGGAGUCGCAUGUGUUAAUAUUGGGUCACUUUAUGAGCAAAAAGGUGUAUAUGAUAAAGGAUUAGAAUAUUAUGAAAGGGGAUUGAACAUUUUGUUGGAUUUAUUGGCACCGGAUGAUCCAUUGUUAGCAACUGUAUACUGUAAGUUGGGAUCGAUUUAUAAUGAGAUUACUGAAUUUGAUGAAGCUCUGAAGCAUUAUGGAAUAGCAUUAACAAUUAAGUCGAAACUAUUACCAGAAAAUCAUCCACUAUUAUUAGAAACCUAUUGUAAUAUUGCAUUCGUCUGCUAUAAGAAGUUGUGUGCGACAAAAAAUUGA
Molecule: messenger RNA, 3734 nt
Organism: Didymodactylos carnosus
Lineage: Eukaryota; Metazoa; Rotifera; Eurotatoria; Philodinida; Philodinidae
Source: the annotation of a GenBank genome assembly